This is a messenger RNA of Miniopterus natalensis, 1563 nucleotides long. RefSeq names its product UDP-glycosyltransferase 3A2-like. Gene Ontology annotation, molecular function: glucuronosyltransferase activity. The record is from RefSeq and is a predicted model, not a curated record. Gene Ontology annotation, cellular component: UDP-N-acetylglucosamine transferase complex. NCBI's taxonomy places the organism in Eukaryota, Metazoa, Chordata, Mammalia, Chiroptera, Miniopteridae.
AUGACCGGGCAGGCGCUGCUCCUGCUCCCCCUGCUGCACUGGCUCCAGCUCCUGGAAGGCGCCAAAAUCCUGACCUUGAGCUUGUAUGGGGGAAGCCAUUAUCUACUGAUGGACCGGGCGUCUCAGAUUCUUCAAGAUCAUGGGCAUAAUGUGACCUUUCUUCAACACAACGAAUUUCAUGUUGUAUCAGGCUUUAAAAAGGAAAAAACAUACCAAAGUGUCCUUUGGACUCCUCCUGGAGACUAUCACCAGGAAUUCAAGAAAAACUUAGAAUUCUGUAUAAAGGAAGCUUUUCUGGGGAGAAGACCAGUUAUGAACCUCUUGAAGUUAGUAAAGCUACAUGCAACUCAGUGUAGUCAUUUGCUCAGGAGGACAGAUAUCAUGGGCCCCUUGAAAAAUGAGAGUUUCGACCUGGUGGUGGUUGAUGGAACAGACUCCUGUACUUUCCUGAUUGCUGAGAAACUGGCAAGGCCAUUUGUGAGCAUCCUUGGGACCACGUUCGGAGUGACAAGUUUCGGGCUGCCUGAGCCUGUGUCUUACGUCCCCGCAUUCUACUCCUCCCUGACAGAUCACAUGGAUUUCUGGGGCCGCAUGACGAACCUGCUGAUGUUCUUCAUCUCUACCUUGAGGGACUGGUAUACCCUCGCUCAGUUUGACGGCACGAUCAGAGAACAUUUCCCAGAAGGCGCUAGGCCAGAGUUAUUUCACCUUCAAAGGAAAGCGGAGCUGUGGUUUGUUAAUUCUGACUUUGCCUUUGAUUUUGCCCAGCCCCUGCUUCCUAAUACUGUUUAUAUCGGAGGUUUACUGGAUAAACCUGUUGAACAAAUACCUCAAGAAUUCGAGAACUUCAUUGCCCAGUUUGGCGAUAAGGGCUUCAUCAUUGUGGCCCUGGGCUCCCUGGUGAACAUUGUUCAGUACCCGGAGGUUCUUAAGGAGAUGAACAGUGCCUUUGCUCAGCUGCCUCAAGGAGUGAUAUGGAAGUGUAGUCCUUCUCUUUGGCCCAAAGACAUCAAAUUGGCAGCAAAUGUGAAAAUUGUGGACUGGCUUCCUCAGAGCGACCUCUUGGCUCACCCCAGCAUCCGCCUGUUUGUCACUCAUGGAGGGUUGAAUAGUGUGAUGGAAUCUAUCCAACAUGGUGUGCCCAUGGUGGGCAUUCCGCUCUUUGCAGACCAGCCUGGAAACAUAAUCCGAGUAGAAGCCAAAAAUCUGGGUGUCUCCAUCCUGACAGAAGAGCUCAAGGCGGACACCCUGGCUCUUAAAAUGAAACAAGUCAUCAGAGAAAAGAGGUACAAAUCGGCAGUGCUGGCCGCCAGCAUCAUCAAGCGCUCUCACCCCCUGACCCCGGCUCAGCGGCUGGUGGGCUGGAUUGACCACAUCCUCCAGACAGGGGGAGCGGCUCACCUCAAACCCCACGCCUUCCAGCAGCCAUGGUAUGAGCAGUACCUGUUGGAUGUCUUCUUGUUCCUGCUGGUGGUCACCCUGGGCACCAUGUGGCUCUGUGGGAAGCUGCUGGGCCUGGUGGUCAGGCGGCUGUGCGGGGCCAGGAAGCUGAAGAAGGCCUGA